Molecule: messenger RNA, 4819 nt
Organism: Ctenopharyngodon idella (grass carp)
Lineage: Eukaryota; Metazoa; Chordata; Actinopteri; Cypriniformes; Xenocyprididae
Gene: slc24a1
Product: solute carrier family 24 member 1
Exons: 11
Coding region: 331-2544 (737 amino acids)
Biological process (GO): long-term synaptic potentiation; intracellular calcium ion homeostasis; long-term synaptic depression
Cellular component (GO): membrane
Molecular function (GO): calcium, potassium:sodium antiporter activity; calcium channel activity
Source: RefSeq, a predicted model, not a curated record
UCCUCUUAGCAGACUUCAGGUAUUAGGUAUUGUGCUGAUCCACGCUGAAGAGCUGUCCUGCGGUGCGUCCUGCUUGACCUAUAGCAGCGCCCACAGCAUCCGUGCCUUUCCCUACAGCCCAGCUGUGAGACAGCAGCGCUCAACUCACCGCCGCGAGCAUCGUCUUUCAACCGGUCUGUGAGAGGAAACCUGCACCACAGAGAAAAUGAGAUGAAACAGUCUGAGAGAGAGUCCUGCAUACCCCUUCAUCUUUUGGGGGGAAAUUCUGGAUGUUCUGGGUGUCAUUGCCCUAAAAAACAACUCAGUGCCCUUUAGGAAACAUACUAGAAAAUGUUCCUGACUCGAAGAAAGAGACUUCAGCUCAGCAGGAUUAUAUUUCUUCUGUCUGGGGUUUUCCUUUGUUCUUUAUAUCAAUUCACUAUCAGAGCCAGACUUCCAGAAGCCUGGCCUGAGCCCCAGAUAGCAGGACAUGUAGAUGAAGGCUCUGGACUUGGUCUCGAACAAGGACUGUUGGAGAUGACAAAGACUAAUUUGACCACAGUUGAGCCAAAGAACACCAACCACACAGAUGGGGUCCAGCCGUCAGAGACAGCAACAUAUAUACCCGUCCAAACAACAUCUACAACAGAGACGCCUACAACAACCACAAACAGGACAAUUGUCCAUUGCAUUUAUGUGGAUCCAGACCUUCCGAAACCCACCCCAGUUCCUACUCCAGCAACCGAUACGACCACUCUGGUGCCCAACACUACAGCAUCCAGACCUGGUGAGGCACCACACAUGAAGGGCGAGUACCCGGAGGACAUCUUCUCCAUUGAGGAUCGACGCAAAGGCUGGGUCAUUCUCCACAUCUUUGGAAUGAUAUACAUGUUUGUUUCUUUGGCCAUUGUCUGCGAUGAGUUUUUCGUCCCUACAUUGGGGGUUAUCACAGACAAACUGGCGAUCUCAGAUGAUGUGGCCGGGGCGACCUUUAUGGCCGCUGGAGGCUCUGCUCCCGAACUUUUCACUUCCUUGAUCGGUGUCUUCAUUUCUCAUAGCAAUGUGGGCAUUGGAACCAUUGUUGGCUCAGCUGUCUUUAACAUCCUAUUUGUGAUCGGAAUGUGUGCGCUGUUUUCACGGGAGAUGCUUUACCUCACCUGGUGGCCUCUCUUUCGGGACGUGUCGUUCUACAUCCUCGAUCUCAUCAUGCUCAUCAUCUUCUUCUUGGACAACACCAUUAUGUGGUGGGAGAGUAUGUUGCUGGUGUGCGGUUAUGCUCUCUAUGUUACUUUCAUGAAGUUCAAUGUUCAGAUUGAGCGUGCCUUUAAAUCUCAGCUCAGGAAACACAAGAACAUUGUCAAAGUCAUCGCGGUGGAAGAACCUGAAAAGGACAAUGGGACUUCAGGUGAAGAGAACAGGCCGCCUGAACCAGAAGACAAGAAUCGAUUAAAGCUGAAGCCCACACUGCAGCGCGGGGGCAGUUCUGCCUCUCUGCACAACAGCACCAUGAGGAACACCAUCUUCCAACUGAUGAUUCACACACUGGAUCCUCUUGGAGAGGAGUCAGUGUUUAAUGGAGAUGCAAAGGCUAGAAGCUCUUUGGAAUGUAAAGUGAAAUUUAAAGACAAGGCUCAGAUUUUGAACGACAUGGCCCGGGGGAAAGUAGAGAACAAAAAGAAGGAAAAAUCUGGUGAAGGUGAUGGUCAAACGGAGCAGCCCAAUGAUUCCAAAGAAGCGGCCCCAGGAGCCAAAGAAGAAGACGCCAGUCAAAAGUCUGAGGCACAAAAGGAAGGAGACACUGCAGCAGAAGGAGGCUCAGAGAAGCCAGGAGGUUCAGGUGAUUCAGAGGAUGAUGAGGAAGAUGACAGUGAUGAAGACAGCGACGAAGACAGUGAUGAUGAUGAAGAUGAUGAUGAUAAUGAAGACGAGGCUGAAGGAGAUAGUGAUGAACCUCUGUCCUUAGAGUGGCCAGACACCAGACGUAAACAGGCCACAUAUUUGUUACUGUUGCCCAUUGUCUUUCCACUGUGGCUGACAGUUCCAGAUGUCAGAAACCCUGCAUCCAAGAAGUUCUUUGUCAUUACCUUCCUUGGCUCAAUAGUAUGGAUUGCUAUAUUUUCCUACCUUAUGGUGUGGUGGGCACAUCAGGUGGGUGAGACAAUUGGCAUCUCUGAGGAAAUCAUGGGUCUUACCAUUCUGGCUGCAGGAACAUCAAUUCCUGAUCUAAUCACCAGUGUGAUUGUGGCUCGAAAAGGCUUGGGAGACAUGGCUGUCUCUAGCUCUGUAGGCAGCAACAUAUUUGACAUCACCAUGGGGCUGCCAGUGCCAUGGUUGAUGUUCUCGUUCUGCCAUUCGUUUGCCCCAGUGACUGUGAGCAGUAAUGGGCUGUUCUGUGCCAUUGUGCUGCUCUUCCUCAUGCUCCUCUUCGUCAUUAUCUCCAUCGCUGCCUGUAAGUGGAGGAUGAAUAAAGUGUUGGGAUUCACCAUGUUCAUCCUGUACUUUGUGUUCCUGGUGCUCAGUGUCAUGUUAGAGGAUCGAAUCAUUAUAUGCCCCGUGUCCAUCUGAGCACACCUGUGGUUUUCACUCACAUCCAUGAGGAUACAAUCCUGUCAUUCGAAGCGUUCUGAACUAUAACUUAAUGUAUCACAUUUAAAGCAUCCGUGGACUCACUGUGUUGACUUAUUCUGUAUUACACAUGAUUUUUUUGUGAAGGGAUGCAAUAACUGUUAAACACUUUUUUUUUAGCUUGUGUUAAAAUUAAUGCAGUAAUGUCACAGGUCCUGUCCCAAAUGGUCACCAUUUGUGGUAUCCACACUUUAGUGAUGUAAUGCCAUAUGGAUUGUUGGCUGGUAGACUGCAUGUGGUCCCACCAGUGUGGGCUUUGCAAAAGGGCACAUUAAGGCCACAUACAGAGGCACACUUGAGCUCCCUUUUGAACUGUAAAAUGACAAAUAAGACACCCUACUACUGCCCUGUGGACUUGACAAACACACUAUGAUUAUGAUUGCGUAAUCAAAGGCCACAGAAGUGUUCCAUUCGAGACAGGGCCACAGGGUACUAAAUAUGGAAAAUCACUUUUUUUUUCUUAUAUGCUCACUUGAUGGUUUGAGAAAACCAAUGAUGCAAGUCAACCAUUAUUUUCCUAUUGGGUUUAUACCAAGACAUGCAUGUAAAACAUACGUUCACACUGUCAGUUUUUGGGAUUGAUAACCACAUUUACUGAGUCUCGAAAUGUCCUGUUCAAACAGCACAUUACAGUAGCAUCUCAAAUACUGUCUGUAUAAAUGUGCAAUGGCAGUCAAGCUCUUAUCUUACCAGUAAACUUAUCAAAUGUGACCAAAGUAAUAUCAAAGAUGGCGACGUCCAUAAAACUGAAAAGUCUUAUUAAUUUUGAUACAAGUAUCCAAUCGAGUUCAUCAGUCAAAUCUUCAUUAACCGACAGCAGGUUUUAUAUCUGUGUGAAGAGCGGAGAGUUUGAGUCGUGCGGGAGCAGCUCCGACUGGUGGAUCUAAAACAUUCAGAUGACACGCAUCUCAUAUCUCCAUCGCUUUAAGUUUCCGAAAGCGAAACCACACACGAAAACCCGAAACACACGGUAGAAACGUGUGUUUGCGGCUCUCUCGCACUGUAUGACGAGUCCGGUUCCGUUCACACAGCGCGGGUUUUCUGAGAAUGUGGUUGUGAGUCCUGAAAAUGUAUGGGUGUGAGUUUGGUUAUAGAAUGCUGUGUGUGAACGUAACCAGGACUCAAAUACAGGACUGACAUCCAUAUUCUGCUGCUGUGUGAACUUGGCGACACACAAAAUCACUGGUUACACCAGAAAUUUACAAUAAUAAAUGCACAAAAAUAUCGAUGUCCAGAAAUUAAUUUAUUGACAUAGAACAUGUUUAAUGCGAUAGUUGCAUCCUCACAUCUACUAUAAGCUAAUACAAUAUGUUGUUAGUCUCUAGUGUUUACAUUAGGCCUAGUGAAUAAAUACAUCCGCAUCAAUAAUUUGUGUAGCCUACUGGACUGUAGACUUUUUGUUAAAGGGAUAGUUCACCCAAAAAUGAAAAUUGUACAAUUUCGAAUGUACAACCACACCCUAAUCCUACCCUAACCCUACCCACAUCUCUACCUCUCCACCCCACUGGACAUCCAGAGAGGAGGAGCUGGCCAUCAUAGACUCUGCAGUGAGUACCAUUUGAAAUGAUGACAGAAUUUUCAUUUUUGGGUGAACUAUCCCUUUAAGGGUGCCAGAGGUUCUUGGUUCUGAUCCUCCCGUUUAUUUUUUUUUUCUCAUUAAAACCAAAGAUGUUCAUCAGUGAUUGUAUAUCAAGAGCAGGGACACGUUUAUGUGCAUUUUGUUUUGUGAUUUCACCGGAACAAAUAGGGAGUCUCCGCAACAGCGUUAAAGGGUUAGUUCACCCAAAAAUGAAAAUAAUGUCAUUUAUUCAUCAUUCAUCUUCGGAACACAAAUUAAGAUAUUUUUGUUGAAAUCCGAUGGCUCAGUGAGGCCUGCAUAGGGAGCAAUGACAUUUCCUCUCUCAAGAUCCAUUAAUGUACUAAAAACAUAUUUAAAUCAGUUUAUGUGAGUACAGUGGUUCAAUAUUAAUAUUAUAAAGCGACGAGAAUAUUUUUGGUGCGGCAAAAAAACAAAAUAACGACUUAUAUAUUGAUGGCCGAUUUCAAAACACCGUUUCAUUAAGCUUCGGAGCGUUAUGAAUCUUUUGUCGAAUCAUGAUUCGGAUCGCGUGUCAAACCGCCAAACUGCUGAAAUCACGUGACUUUGGCGCUCCGAACCGCUGAUUCGACACAAAAGAUUCAUAACGCUCCGAAGCUUCAGGAAGCAGUGUUUUGA